Molecule: messenger RNA, 3231 nt
Organism: Exophiala oligosperma
Lineage: Eukaryota; Fungi; Ascomycota; Eurotiomycetes; Chaetothyriales; Herpotrichiellaceae
Exons: 2
Coding region: 167-1411 (414 amino acids)
Molecular function (GO): 2 iron, 2 sulfur cluster binding; iron ion binding
Source: RefSeq, a predicted model, not a curated record
GGGGUUGAGGCAAUGUGGUAUGAUAUAUCAAUGAAGGCUUACCAUCAUUUUACAACAGAGACAUCAUAGCUGUUUGUAUCAGCCUCCUUGUUACCAACGUUGAUUACUCACUACAACUGAGCCUUCUUGUUAAUCUCAUUCAACAAUACCACACCUAACACCUGAUAUGGCUCCAGCCUUGUUGAACUACCUGGGCUUGGGUGGCGGCAGUGCCACCACCCCUGAAGACGAAAAGAGCUCCGUCCGGGCCCUACCCGCACCAUGGUACACAUCAGAAGAGAUGUAUGAGCUCGAGAGACGUGCCAUCUUUUCGAGAAGGUGGUUGUUGACCACACAUCAAAACCGGCUCAAACAAGCUGGUGACUGGCUGCGUUAUGAGAGUGCUGGUUUCAACAUCAUCAUCGCCAAAGACCGCAAUGGAAACAUCAACGCCUUCCACAAUGUCUGCAGACACCGUGCAUACCCCGUCGUCGACGGGGAACAGGGCACCUCCAAGAUCUUCGCCUGCAGAUACCACGGAUGGUCUUACGGACUGGACGGCAAGCUCGCCAAAGCCCCCGGGUACCAAGACAUCCCGGGCUUUGACAAGACCCAGAACGGUCUCUUCCCAAUCCACGUCCACGUUGACAUCAACGGCUUCAUCUGGAUCAACCUCGACGGCAAGCAAAAGCCCGAGGUACCGUGGGAGGAAGACCUCGGUGGUGCCGACUCCCAGGAAAGGCUUCGACAAUUCCAGUGGGACCAGUACGAAUUCGAUCACGUCUGGGAGAUCGACGCCGCCUACAACUGGAAGAUAGCAGCUGACAACUACAACGAGUGCUAUCAUUGCAAGACCACCCAUCCUGACAUCCCCACCGUCGCAGACCUCGCGUCCUACAGUGUCAACGUCCAACGUGCGUGGAUACAGCACAAUGGUGCCACCACGGCCGAGCAGAAAGAAAAAGGCUUGACUGUCUGCGCCACUUACUUUUGGCCCAACGCCUCGUUUAAUGUUUCACCCCAUUUCUUCUUCACUCAGCGUUUCAUCCCCCGCGGACCCAAGAGGACUCUGGUCCGCUACGAGGUCUUCCGCAACAAGAACUCGUCGGAUGAAGAUUUCCAGCUCAUCAGCGACAUCUACAAGCGCAUCAUGUCGGAAGACAAGGCCUUGUGUGACGCCGCGCAGAGAAACCUCAACACGGGCGUGUUCAUCAACGGCGAGAUGCACCCCGUCAUGGAGAAAGGUCCUCUCUACUUCCAGAAGCUCGUCCGCGAAGCGGUGACGGAACACCACAAACGCGAACAAGCUGCGAAGGCGGAGAUCUGGCCUGCCCGACAGACCCUCCCCACCAGUGCCCUGGUGACCAAGAAGGACAUCGACUUUUGUUCGGGUCUUGCCUGUUCCACCAACCAGGAAGGCCUGGUCUGGUGAAGGAGACUCUCUCUCUCUCACUCACACACACAUAAGAGGAGGAAAACAUAGGUUUGUCCCUUGCGAGGUUGACGAGCCACAUUUACGAACAACGGUCCUGAUUCGGAACUUUCUUUCUUUUUAAUGCAUAGCAUAGGAUUGGGGAUUUUUAUAUUAACGACAUUUGCAGACUUUUUACUUUUUACUACAAAUUAUACAACGAUCAAAGAGAGAGAGACAGAGAUUUGGUCUACCGUCAAAACAAAUUUCCUAUUACGCCACCCGGAUGAGAUGCGUGAUUGUAUGCAGACUCUUCUUACCGUCUCGUACCUACCAAAGCGACAAAGGAAAGCCAACUCUGCCCUGAGCAAGGCCUCCUUACCAUACCUCCCAGAGGUGGGGUCCCAAUAAAAACCACUGCGACAAUCUCCUGAAGCGACACAUUGCCUUUCUCUCGCCAUACGUAAAGAAAGCGACAAUGUAAAUGCCAGUGCCACACAAGCAUUGGAAUAGACCUCGAUGGAUGCAUCAAUCCAAGCAGCAAGCAACACACAUCAUCGAGGGGAACUGCAGAUCCAUUUCCUAGCCACCACAUGCUGUACGACAACGAUACUUGACCCAUCCCAUCGACAGUAAUCACGCCCUCGCUCCUCACGGUUGCAGCUGAAAGAAACGAGUAUUUUCCUAGUCAUACUCGCGCUGUAGAGUCCGGAAGCAGACCCUUGUACGAGCACAAUCAAGCCAAAAGCAAAAGCAAAACCAGCGCGAAUCGGACUGGGAAUGUGAACGCGACAAGCCAGUUGUGGUCCUUUGUAACCCCUCCUCGACCUACCACGCGAGCUACACAUACUGCCAGAGCAAUACUUCAUCAGGGCGUGGGUUUUGCGUAAUGCUAGAAACCGGUCCUUAUCUCCAAGCGAAAAAGAUCACGGCAUCGUCAGAAAACUCUCGAGCAGAAUUCAAUGGAAAGGGGCCGAUGCUCGUCAACUACAGAGGGAAGAUAAACUCGACGCAGACCAUGAUGGAAGUGGAAUAUGGGUCAUGUCAUUGUCGACGUAAUCAUGAUCAACUUACACAGGAGUGUGGGCAAAGUCUCACGGUGGUGAUAGCGAUAAGCUCGUGUCAUGGUAAGCAGGGCGAUCACCGACAGACACCGGACAGGCUUUCUACGAGUGAUUAAGUCAGUCAAUCACUGCCCAAAUCAAGCGGUCAACAGGUCACCAACCCCCGGACUGUUGUCAACGCUAUCCAAGAAGAUAAUGACUACACACGCACACGCUGCCAGACGUCAGGGUGAUUGUGUGCUUGAUCCAUAUGAGGUGAGGUAGGUUACGACUACGAUCUGUUGUCGGGCUGUGAGUAAGAAACCGGCCGGCACCCCAUCAUCCACCCUUUUUGCGAGUAAGUGCAACUGUGCAGGUAGGUUUUGCCCGCCACGAAGAUCUUCGCAACCGCAACCGAAGGAAAGAAACGAAAAGAAAAGAAAAGAGAAGUUGGAUGCAGAACCCCAACGUUCUGGACAACAAAGAUUUGAUGACAACUAUGUGGAACAGUAAGUCUGUUCAGUAAAUCUGUAGAUAAGAAGCCGCCGCCUUGUGACAAUGGGGAGGCGGUGACGAUCAGCAGCCAGCCACCCAAGCGUCAAGGAGUCAAAAAAGGGGAGUAUCCUCGUCAAAAAUGUCUUGUCUUGAUAACACGUAGUACCUGCUGCGUAAUGAGAAUGAAAGGGAGAUCCAUGGAAGCGAUUGGGCGGAACUCUACGGAUUUGUCUCCUCGUACGAGCAAAGAUCAAAAAAAAGAAUAGAGCUUGUGGUAGAGCAGGAUGCAUUGUCUGAAAAUGG